GGCCGAGCACCGCCACUGGGGCAUUACGUACAGUAUAAGUUAUCUACAUAAUGAGUGAAUCAAAGUAAAAAGGCAUCUACACGACAACCUCGAUCUGAAGUUGAGAGCUGCUCGCUAGAUAUCAAGCAGCCCACCUCCCAGAGAAUUGAGGCAAACGCAAGCAGAUUUCCCUACUGGUCCCCCAAACUAUUAUAUAUUAAUGUCGUUCGCCCCGCCUCCAGGACCCCCGCCUCCGGCUGUCCCGGAGGGGUGGAAGGCUCAGUUCGAUGAUCGGUAUAAGCAAUGGUUCUUUGUAAAUCUAUUAACUGGCAAGUCCCAAUGGGAAUCCCCUCAAGGACCAGCACAAGAGGAGCUGCAUGCACCGCCCAGCGAAGCACCUCCCUCAUAUGAAGAGUCCGGGCCUGCAAAUCCGUCCAUAGUGCAUGGUGCAAAUGAGAAGAAAAGCUUGGGCUCGAAUAAUCCUUAUAACCAGGUAGGCGCCAGAAGCAGUUCUUUGGACAGCGAUGCCCGGCUAGCUGCCCAGUUACAGGCGGAGGAAGAUGCCCGCGCUCGUGGCCGUAGAAGCCCGAGACAGCAAGCACAGCCUGGGGCCGCUGCAGAUUACUAUACAGAAGCCUCGCGACCGCAGUCAGUUGGAUACCAGUCAUCUUCAACCCCCCCGCAACAUACAGCCGGUCCAGAGCAGAAGAGGAGCAAAGGUUUUCUGAGCAAGUUGAUGGGGAAAGCAUCAAGUGGCAGUGGUGGCAAUUAUGGAAGGCCAUCUUCGCAGCCGUCACAGUCGUACGGGUACCCCCCAGGCGGAUACGGUGGCUAUCCUCAACAACCCACAGGGUAUGGUUAUCCUUCCUAUCCUGCCCAUCCUGGUUAUUAUCCCGCAGCGGCACAACCAGCGCGACGGCAUGGUGGCGGUAUGGGAACUGCGGGCGCUGCAGCUUUAGGUGUAGGUGGUGGUUUGAUCGGGGGUGCUUUGUUGGCAGAAGCUUUGGAUGAUCAUCAUGACUAUGAUGAUUACGGCUCAGGCGGUUAUGAUGACUUUGACGGUGGCGACUUUGGCGAUUUUUAAAUGUUACCAUGUUUCUGCAUGAUAGCCCCUGUUGGACUAUCUGUCAGCGGGUUCUUUGUUUCUACCUCUUUCCCCGCCCCCCGCUCGGGCAUCCUGUAUUAUUCCUCCCUCUGUUGACGAGGCCAUGCAGCGGGAUGUACUAUUAUGGUGAACGACUAGCUGAUUGGUCGCGAUGAUGGCUGCAUGCGUCGUUUAUUAUGCCUUCUGGGACUUAUGGCAGGGAUUCACA
Messenger RNA from Aspergillus caelatus, 1292 nucleotides. Its product is annotated as WW domain-containing protein. The transcript has 2 exons. NCBI's taxonomy places the organism in Eukaryota, Fungi, Ascomycota, Eurotiomycetes, Eurotiales, Aspergillaceae. Gene Ontology annotation, molecular function: protein binding. The record is from RefSeq and is a predicted model, not a curated record. The coding region runs from base 200 to 1063 and encodes 287 amino acids.